Molecule: messenger RNA, 645 nt
Organism: Pistacia vera
Lineage: Eukaryota; Viridiplantae; Streptophyta; Magnoliopsida; Sapindales; Anacardiaceae
Product: classical arabinogalactan protein 9-like
Exons: 1
Coding region: 1-432 (143 amino acids)
Source: RefSeq, a predicted model, not a curated record
AUGCUUGUUUCCCCUCCCUUGAUAAGCUGUGCUGCUUCGUCGUCUGAAUUCAUUUCCGGUUUCCCUAUUCCUGAGCAAGCUUUCGCUGUAACAAUGGUUCGCUCAACCAGUGCCCUCUCCACUCUCAUGCCACUUCUCUUGGUCCUUUCAACAAUGGCUCAGUCUCCUUCAUCUUCACCUUCACCUUCUCCUACGAGAUCACCACCCUUGAUUUCUCCACCACCGGCGUCUGCGCCACCUCCGGUUCCUUCUCCGUCCUCUGUGAUGACCUCACCUCCCGGGCCUCCUCCAUUGGCUCCUUCUACUCCCUCUGUAAUCUCCACGCCACCAGCCGGAGCUCCUGCCCCCUCUGUCAAUGCCGGUGCUUUCAACAGGUUUUCUGUCGGCGGAUCGGUGGCUGCCGGGCUCUUUGCGGCGGUUUUGGUCAUGUAGAGUGUUGGGUUGCAGUUACUUUUGACCACUUUUUCCUUCUUUGUUAACUGUGGUGUGGUCGUUGUAGUUUCAUUUUAUUUUGAGGUUGAGGGAUUUCUUCACCGGCUGUACGAUGUUUAUUUGAUCAUAUAUUAUUAAUGUUGCAUCUUUAAUUGUCUUCUAAACUAGGGUUGAUAAUAAGAAGAAAAUAUUAUAAAAAUGUUAAAUUUGUCA